Molecule: messenger RNA, 1034 nt
Organism: Danio rerio (zebrafish)
Lineage: Eukaryota; Metazoa; Chordata; Actinopteri; Cypriniformes; Danionidae
Gene: tspan15
Product: tetraspanin 15
Biological process (GO): protein maturation
Cellular component (GO): plasma membrane; membrane; late endosome membrane
Molecular function (GO): enzyme binding
Source: RefSeq, marked provisional
AUUCAUGUCGGUGCGGGAGUGAUAAUGGAUCUCUGCUCUCUCAGGUAGACGAUACGAAACAAACCAGGAAGUGUUUACAGGAACGCAGUUCGUGCCUUAUAUUAGUUUUAAACAUGACCGGUGAAGUCCGAUAUUGCGAGAAGUGCUCGUACUUCUUCCUCAAGUUCUCGUUAAUCGGAUAUGCAACAAUUUUCUGGUUGAUCGGGGGCUUUAUAUUGGCCAUCGGUAUUUAUGCCGAGGUGGAGAGGCAACGAUACAAAACAUUGGAAGGAGUGUUUCUGGCUCCUGCCAUCAUCCUCAUUGUGCUUGGUAUCAUCAUGUUUAUUGUUUCCUUCAUCGGGGUUCUGGCAUCUCUCAGAGACAACUUGUGCCUUCUCAAAGUGUUUCUUUACAUGCUGGCUCUCUGUCUCGUUUUGGAGCUCGUCGGUGGGAUCGUUGCUCUGAUUUUUAAGAACCAGACAGUGGACAUUCUCAACAAAAACAUCCGUAAAGGCAUGGUGAAUUACUAUGAUGACCUUGAUUUCAAAAACAUCAUGGACUUUGUUCAGAAAACGUUCAAAUGUUGUGGAGGAACCGAGUACCAGGACUGGGAGGUUAACAUGUAUCAUAACUGCUCUGCUCCUGGUCCACUGGCCUGUGCAGCUCCUUACACCUGCUGUAUCGUCACGCCUGGAGAAGUUGUUAAUACGAUGUGCGGAUACAAGACCCUGAAUAAGGAGAGAAAUGAAAAUACAAACGUUAUCUACAUUCGUGGCUGUACCGACGCCGUCUUCAUUUGGUUAAUAGACAACUACAAAACAAUGGCUGGACUUCUUCUAGGCAUCUUUCUUCCGCAGUUCUUCGGCGUGAUCUUCACCUGGCUUUAUAUUACUCGCGUGGAAGAUGCCAUCGAGGAGUAUGGAUACUAUAUGGAUGGUCUGCUGCAGUCUGAUAGCGUUCAACCGGAAACAAAACGCCAAAGCAAGCUGGCCAAAUGCUGCAAAUGCAUGCCUUUGAUGGACUAAGUACAAUCUCUUUAAAAAAAAAAAAAAAAA